AUGUCCUCCAAUGAUCGUCGCUCUGCCAGCCACAAAGUAGGCGGCGGUACACGACCCCGCGUCGUCUCUUCCAGUCGCGACCCGGAGAAGCUAUCUCGACCAGGCAUUGAAGACAACAAAUCGCCUCGACCUGCUGGUAACAUGGAGCAUUUGCGAGGGAGUACGUCGAGCGGAAGGGGGCUACACAGGGAAGCCAGCAACACAACUGAACGCCGGACGGAACGAAACACCGUGACAACUCGCGAUCGCGUUCAUGUGAAGACGCGAAACACCGUCAAAGAAUCGCCCAAUGCCGGAAAUCGUGGUGAUUUUGAUAAAUCUCGGACUAGGAGGGCAGAUACAGGCACUCCUCCGGCCAAAAGGAAAGAGGAAAGUGUAGGGGAAUUACCAUGGAAUCCUCAAGCGACAUUAAUACCACACUCUGCAGCUCCGCUUGCAAGCCGUGUAUCGGUGCCUCCUUUGGCCUCAAUAGCGCCACAAUCCCUCGAACCCACCCCGUUGAAAGAAAUGGCCAUGGACGCGCAAGAAGACGCCAUAUUGCAGGAUAUACUGUUUGUAUUCAUGGGAUACGAAGGACAAUAUAUACGCUAUAGCAAUACGUACGACCCGUCAACAGAAAAAGAUCAAUUGCUUGGCCCGUCUUUUCAGAUUGCGCCUGGCCUGGACCCAAGUCUUAGAGAUCUUACAUUGUCGAUGCUUAAAAUGGCAACCCAUUACAGCGCCCUAGAAGCAUUUGUCAACGUCCAGAGUCGACCAGAAUACGGUGCUGUAAGCCAUGCUCUAUGCGCGGCUAUCAGGAAACUUUUGAAAGACUACUUGAUCCUUAUCGCACAACUCGAAAACCAGCUGAUCAACAACCCGAAUUUCACACUACAUGUGCUUCACCUCCAAACCAUGCCCACGAGCCAAAGCCUGGCACAGCUUUACUCACUUGGCCAGGAACUGUUGAGGCAAAAUAAGCUGCUCGAUCAGGACGCAGACGAAUCAAUAUACGAUGACUUUGACGACGUCGAAAAUAUUUUAGAACAACUCAAAGAAGGUGGAGAUUUGGUUCCCGGGGGUAUGACUAGCAAGAAAAUAUGCAAAGGAGGUAAUGUUCUUGGACUUUUGACAGAACGGCUGGCUACAUUCUCUGGCGACCCGGCUGCAAAGGCUCUUCUUCAGACAUUACUCCGAGAAGCAAGCAGGCCGUAUAUGGCGAUGUUGAAUGAAUGGCUGCACCAUGGCGGAAUCAAAGAUCCUCAUGGCGAGUUCUUGAUCAAAGAACAAAAGGGAUUUAAGCGGGAAAAGCUCGAAGAGGAUUAUACAGACGAAUAUUGGGAGAAACGAUAUACCAUCAGAGAGAAUGAAGUUCCCCCGCAGUUGGAGAGUGUCCGGGAUAAGGUGUUGCUGGCCGGUAAAUACCUGAAUGUCGUCCGAGAGUGUGGCGGUGUUGAUGUCAGCAAGGCCGUGAAAGAUGUUCCAAAGACACUUGACGAUCCCCGGUUCCUCGAUAAUGUCAACAGCGCCUAUGCUUAUGCAAACGCAUCUCUCCUUAAUUUGCUUCUGACCGAAAACUCCUUGACUACACGAUUCCGAUCACUGAAGCACUAUUUCUUCCUUGAUAGGUCCGAUUUCUUCUCCUACUUUCUCGAGCUGAGUUCAUCGGAACUUCGCAAACCCGCCAAAAACGUGAAUGAAAGCAAGCUUCAAUCGCUACUUGAUCUUGUUCUUCGACAACCGGCAAGCAUUGCCGCGCAAGACCCAUACAAAGAAGAUGUCAAAGUCAAAAUGAACAAGAUCGGACUCACAAAGUGGCUGAUGCAAGUCGUCAGUGUAUCUGGCAUCGAUCAAGACAACCCAGAUGGUGGAAUAGAAAAAUACCAGACCCCAACGAUUCAGCCCGCAGAGGAAGAAAAGGACAUUGUGGGCUUUGACGCUCUGGAGCUGGAUUACAUGGUCCCAUUCCCGCUGUCUUUGGUGAUCAGCCGAAAGACCGUUCUACGGUAUCAGCUCAUCUUUCGUUAUCUUUUGUCACUGAGACAUCUGGAAGGUCUCUUAGUUACGUCAUGGCACGAUCAGCAAAAAGUGCUGGGAUGGCGCCACAAGUCAUCCGAUCGACGACUAGAAUUAUGGAAGAGGAGGGCAUGGACGCUUCGAGCCAAAAUGCUGGUAUUCGUUCAACAGCUCUUGUACUUUUGCACGGCAGAAGUAAUCGAACCAAACUGGCAGAGCUUGAUGGAGCGAGUGAACGGAACCGCUGCUGGCAGUGACACCGUAUCUGCUGAUGGACCAAGACAGGUCAAUCGAACCGUGGACGAAUUGAUGCAGGACCACGUUGAUUUCCUAGACACCUGCUUGAAAGAGUGUAUGCUCACACAAGCCAAACUGUUGAAAAUCCACUCCAAACUCAUGACCUGUUGCACAAUGUUUGCCUCUUGGACGGCCUCAUCACUCGCUCGAAGCAUCGCCUCUGCAGACCCUGAUAUGUCCGCCGGUGCCCCUGGAGCCCCUCCGGACGCUCGGCCAUUUGACCCAUCACGACUGGCUAAGCUGGAAGACACGCUGAAACGAUACGAAGAUCACUUUAACCGACACUUGCGAAUCUUAAUGGACAGUUUGAACUACUUUGCGGCAACUGAAAGUGUUGUUUUGCUAAAACUGGCGCAUUCGCUUAGCUCAAUUAGCAAGGAUGAGUAA
Molecule: messenger RNA, 2679 nt
Organism: Talaromyces rugulosus
Lineage: Eukaryota; Fungi; Ascomycota; Eurotiomycetes; Eurotiales; Trichocomaceae
Exons: 4
Coding region: 1-2679 (892 amino acids)
Biological process (GO): microtubule nucleation; spindle assembly; meiotic cell cycle
Cellular component (GO): spindle pole; centrosome; gamma-tubulin small complex
Molecular function (GO): microtubule minus-end binding; gamma-tubulin binding
Source: RefSeq, a predicted model, not a curated record